Messenger RNA from Alosa alosa (allis shad), 1874 nucleotides. RefSeq names its product GPN-loop GTPase 1 (gene gpn1). Bases 10 to 1212 code for a protein of 400 amino acids. The record is from RefSeq and is a predicted model, not a curated record. Lineage: Eukaryota; Metazoa; Chordata; Actinopteri; Clupeiformes; Clupeidae. Gene Ontology annotation, molecular function: GTPase activity. The transcript is spliced from 14 exons.
AAAACAAGCAUGGCGACAGCCGCGAGUGGCUCCAGUGGCGAUGGCUUGGAGGGAACUAGUCAAAGUGGGGAUGCUGCAGGCGCCAGUGCUGCUCCAGAAGGGAAUAUCAACUCGGGGGGUGAUGGCAGUCAGAAACCUGUGUGUUUGAUAGUCCUCGGCAUGGCAGGCUCCGGGAAAACAACUUUUGUUCAGCGUGUGACUGCGUACCUCCAUGCCAGAAAAUGCCCACCUUAUGUCAUCAAUCUCGACCCAGCCGUCCACGAAGUCCCAUUCCCCGCUAACAUAGAUAUCAGAGACACGGUCAACUACAAAGAAGUGAUGAAACAAUAUGGUUUAGGUCCCAACGGAGGAAUCGUUACUUCUUUGAAUCUGUUUGCAACCAGAUUUGACCAGGUUAUGAAAUUCAUUGAGAAGAAGCAGAGCGAUCACCAGUAUGUUUUGAUUGACACACCUGGACAAAUAGAGGUGUUCACCUGGUCAGCUUCUGGUACCAUCAUCACUGAAGCUCUGGCCUCCAGCUUCCCCUGCGUGGUCGUGUAUGUGAUGGACACAUCGCGGAGUGUGAAUCCGGUCACCUUCAUGUCCAACAUGCUCUAUGCCUGCAGCAUUCUCUAUAAGACCAAGCUGCCAUUCAUCGUGGUGAUGAACAAGACGGACAUCAUCGCCCACACCUUUGCGGUGGAAUGGAUGCAGGACUUUGAGACAUUCCAGGAGGCGCUCAACCAGGAGACGUCCUACGUGAGCAACCUCACUCGCUCCAUGAGCCUGGUGCUGGAUGAGUUCUACACCAACCUGCGGGUCGUCGGGGUAUCAGCAGUCACGGGCACCGGUCUGGAUGAACUCUUCGUGCAGGUUGCCGAGGCAGCCAAAGAAUAUGAGACCGACUACCGUCCGGAGUAUGAAAGACUUCACCGAGAGCUGGCUGCAGCUCAGAGUAAGAAGCAGCAGGAUCAGAUGGAGCGCCUGCACAAGGACAUGGGGUCCGUACCCCUGGACAAGCCCGUCUCAGCCACAGACGAGCCAGAGCUCAGUGGUGCGUGUGACCUCAUCUUCUCACGGGGAAACCCCGACCAGGAAGAGGAGGACACGGACAGCGAUACAGAUGACAUCGACCAUCAAGUGACGGAGGAGAGCAAGGAGGACCCAGCCUUCAAGAACUUCCUGAAGGAGCGAAAGGAGGUGGUUCAUGCGCGGAACCAGAAGAUGCAGUGAGUGUACUGUACUGAGACACACAGCACACACAGGCACAACAUCUCUUCUGUGUGUGUGACCCUCAAAGGACCGGGAAUGCUCCUUCUCCUACCCCCCACACACACACACACACACACACAGUGGACUUCAUUAGGGGAAACCGUGUCCAGAAACAAAAGUUGACCUGUUAGUGGUCAGGACUACAGCACUGAUUUGAUAUCGGCGUGUUGUGAGAUUAGAAUCGGCGAGGUUCAGAAACCGUGUGCAGGUUGGCCUUGUUGCAGACUCAAAAGCCAUCAGCAAACCAAACAGGCCUCAUUGAUCAUGAUGACUAACGUCAAGUCAAAGAAAGCCAAGGGCAUAUCACCUGAAGAUGAACACCAACGCUACAGAGUUUGGGGGUCAAUAUCUGAAAUGGAUUGGUGAUGCUCAUUUAUGUGUUGUGUGUUAUUUAUGUUGUAAUCUGCAAAGCAAACCAUAUGCAUCUCCUACCUUGUAGAGGCCUGUCUGGGCAGUGAGGUGUGCGGUAUCAAGGACUGAAUACUAUUAUGUGUGCGACAUUUGUUGUGUAUCUUUGUAUAGAAGAUUUGUGUGUUGAGGAAAUGUAUCAUUUCACUGUUAUAUUUUAUCUACUUUUCCCUUCCCAUUCUCAAAGAAAAGAAAUAAAAUGAUUAUGAAUGCCA